AUGAUAACUUUUGCAGCCACAUCAUCCUUUUUGAAGCAUUCAAGAAUUGCUUGCUGUUUCAUUCCUCAUUGUUGUGUGAAUACCUUCCACAACUGCAUACACUUUGUAUAUAUCUGCCUAAUAUCCCAUGUACUGUUGCAGGUCCUUGGUUUUAGUAGUGUUCCUACUGCCGGAGAUGAGUUUGAGGUUGUUGACUCACUUGAUACUGCUCGUGAAAUGGCAGAGACACGUGCAGUAUCAUUAAGAGAUGAAAGGAUAUCAUCAAAAGUCGGUGAUGGGAUGGUUACACUUUCUUCAUUAGCUGCCGCAGUUUCAGCUGGAAAGCAGGCUGGAAUAGAUUUGCACAAGCUGAAUGUUGUGAUGAAGGUUGAUUUACAGGGUUCCAUUGAGGCCAUCAGACAAGCUCUUCAAGUGCUCCCUCAGGAUAAUGUAACUUUAAAGUUUCUUCUGCAAGCAACAGGGGAUAUAAGUGCAAGUGAUGUUGAUCUUGUUGUGGCAGCUGGUAAAGCAAUUAUAAUAGGUUUCAAUGUCAAAGUGCCAAAUGCUGUCAAGAGCCAUGCAGACAACAAAGGUGUAGAGAUUCGGUUGUACAGAGUCAUUUAUGAGCUUAUCGAUGACAUGAGGAAAGCAAUGGAAGGACUUCUUGAUCCCGUUGAGGAACAAAUACCAAUUGGAGCUGCUGAUAUCCGUGCCGUCUUCAGCAGCGGCAGUGGUCGUGUUGCUGGAUGCAUGAUAACAGAUGGAAAAAUUGUGAAAAGCUGUGGAAUUCGGAUUCUUCGAAACGGGAAAACGAUCCACGUUGGUGUUGUUGAUUCUUUGAGACGAGUGAAGGAAGUUGUGAAAGAGAUUAAACCUUUCAUCUAUCUUAUGAGUUCGAUUUCGAUAAAAAAAAUUGGUUUUGAAAAUGCACAAGGUCGGCAAGGUAAACGUUUGAAUAAGGUGCCGACCAAAGAGAGGUCGGCAGGGUCUACUUUGAAUAAGCUGCCGACUAAUAGAGGCCGUCAUGGUUUUCGAAUGCUGAACACCCCGAUCGAUUAUCGGCCGGAAGGGUCUUUGAUGAAGAAUACGCCGAUUAUCUUGGGCCAGAAUUUUACGGUCGACAUGGAAAAUUUUCCUACAUUGCCGGCGAUCAUAUGGUCGGCAUGGACAUAA
Papaver somniferum (opium poppy) is the source of this 1152-nucleotide messenger RNA. RefSeq names its product translation initiation factor IF-2, chloroplastic-like. The record is from RefSeq and is a predicted model, not a curated record. The transcript has 4 exons. The coding region runs from base 1 to 1152 and encodes 383 amino acids. NCBI's taxonomy places the organism in Eukaryota, Viridiplantae, Streptophyta, Magnoliopsida, Ranunculales, Papaveraceae.